AUGGCACGUCUAUGCGGCGAGACACGAAGCAACGAAUAUUUCGUUGGUUUGCCUCGUUUUGCUUUAAUCCAACAGCGCAUAAACUACGCUAUGAAAUAUUAUAGUAUGAUAAAAAAAGCCCACGCGUGCCUCGCGCUGGCGCUUCUGGCAUUGGUGGCGCGAGGCGAGUCUACCCCGCCCCCUUUUGUGACGUCACCCUCGGUGGCACCGCCGUGCCGCCUAUCGGAACUGGCCUGCGACAACGGCCGCUGCGUGGCGCUGUCCAGGUACUGCGACGGCAGCGAUGACUGCGGCGAUGGCUCGGACGAGCCCAUCGGAUGCUCAAACUGCAACCGUACGCUGUUCGGCGAAGUGGGCGGCAAGAACCCGCUGCGCAUUGCGGAGCCCUUCCAGAGAAACCUGCCCUUCGUGUGCAGUCUCUACUUCGUCGCGGCCGGGGGAGAGUUCGGGGACAUCGUGGAGCUCACCUUCCUCAACUUCCAAGUGGGCUCUCUGGAGAUGGACAGGAACCAGUCGGCCAUCUGCUUCAACGGCUACCUCCAAAUCGUAGAACCAGCCACAUCUUCCCCGGUUGCCCGAACUCCGCAGACCAGAGGCUUCAGCCAGAUCCUGUCGGCGGUGCGAGGGGAACCCGCCAACCCUCACCUGACGUCCUUCUACGACGGCAACGCCGGCGAACCAGAUUUCGGUCACUUCUGCGGCGACAUGGUCAACAACAACCCAAACAACGACAACAACGCCGGCGGUCGGAGUGGAUCUGGAGCCACCUUUUUCUCCGACCGCAACAAUGUGACCCUCGUGGUGGCCGUUCCCAGCAGGGCAUCUCUGCACGCGUUCAGCUUCAACCUGUACCUCACGUACAGGUUUCAUCCCAAGAGGCCGUCCAGGACGCGGUACGGGACGACCGAAAGUCCUAACGACCUGGGGAACGCGACGCCCGGAACGUACUGCGAUAGGGUCUUCGAGAACUGCGACCGCAAGCGUUGCAAGAUCAGGUCGCCCAACUUUCCGGGAUUCUAUUUAAGAAACUUCACAUGCACCUUCACGGUGAGGCAAAUGGCGGCACCCCCUGGGAAGCAAGCUCAGAUCGUCCUGUUUCAGGACAACGAAUACAAGAUAUCGAUUUACACUGGAAGAAGCACAGUAACAACAUUCUCCCAGCGCAGCCUCACUGUCGACUGCCUGGGCGACGUGGUGCGAAUCUACGACGGACCCAGCAGCCAAAUAUCGCCGCUUCUCUCGCAGUUCUGCGGGACAGGCGUCCUACCGGAAGUGGUCUCCAGCGGACCGGAAGCAACAGUAGUCUUGCGCAGUGCUCCGGCGCAGCAGAUGCACAGUUCGAGGGUGGAACUAAGCGUAGCCGUUCGGUUUGUGGACGUGGACGAGUUUAAAGUCGGCAAAGGUCGCUGCGACUUCAGCAUUGACGGGAAGGCGGAAAGACGCGGACUCAUCAAGACACCGAGUCAUACCAUGCCGCCAAACACAACGUGUAAAUACCGAUUCAUAGGUCGCUCCCCCAGCGACCGAGUGUGGAUCUAUUUCCUUUCGUACUUCGUCGAGGACAAGCAUAGGUGGGCGACGGAAGAGAAGUGUGACGUAUCCAGCGUGGAAAUUGUCGAUGCCAUAGGUCCUGGUAAGCUUAUCGGUGGUACAAACUCAACAGACUUUAGUUCUGGUACAAACAACGGAACGGUGACUUCUGUAGCUGACGAUGCCGGGAGGACAUUUCGGUUCUGCGAAAAGAACUGGCCUCGAAUCUGCGCAAGGGCGGCCGAAUAUCCGCAGUUUAUUCCGCUGCGGCCCUGCCGCCACCCAGACGAAUCUUACUUGUCUUCAGGACCCGAACUCCUACUUCAGCAACAUUUCUUCAAGACAGUCGAACUUCCGGUACGCCGUAGCACCUUCGCUGCAAGAUACGAGUUUGUCGACACCGAACAGCAAGGCGCCGACAUGGGACCCAGACAUGGGCCGUGCCAUCGCCACUUCCAGAGCAGCAGUUCCAAAUUCGGCAUCGUUUCUUCACCAAAAAACGUGUUCCUCUACGGUCGCGGCGGUCGCGAGAAUGUCACCUGUUCUUAUUACUACUCAGGCAUGUCCUCCGAGAAGCUCCGAAUUUACCUGGUCACGCUGAACCUGCCCACUUCUGGCUGUGAACACUACUACGACCAAGUGACCCAACGAUACAACUGCCGCGUCACCGGUAGACCUUCAAGUCGGCUCUCACUCCUUCAUGUCAUGGAUCAUUGGGGCGACACGUACACUCCCAUCGGAUGUUUCUGCAACGUUACGUCGCAACCCCGCAAGCCCAUCCUCAUCGAAUCCGUGGGCAACAACGUGACCCUGACCUUCACCAUCAGCGGGAUGACCUCUCUGGAAGACUUCAACAACUACGGCUUCGAAGUGACGUACGAGUUCCGGCCGGCCACCUCCUGCGACACUGGAAUGGAGCUUCGUAACGGCUCGCAAGGCGAGCUCCUUUUCUUGGCGCCUUCAAGCGUGGCUGACCAGGAGCUGCCACUGAGAUGCCGCUGGUUCAUCGAAGCCUCGCCGCGGAAGUACCUCUACCUUAAAUUCCAAGGUCGAGACGGCUCCAGAGGGUGCCCGGACACCGGCAACCGAUUCGUCGUGUACGCGGAUGGCAUCAUGCAGCCCGUGGCCGUCGUCUGUUCUGGAGGCAUUCACGAGGAAACGUCGCUGUCCUCGUCCACGGACUUCGACAUCUUCUCGGCCUCCUGGUACAACGAGACGUCUGAACGCGGACAUCACGCACUCGCAGACCGCGUGGUCAUCGAAGUGGUCGCGUUCCGGUCUGGUCAGUUCAGGCUACGCUGGCUGGAGGUCACCAGGCCGUUCCUCAAGACCUCCUCUGGACUCACGCUCCGCAACGUGAACUGCCUCUACGAGUGUCCAGAGCUCAGCGCGUGCAUCUCUCCAGAACUAUGGUGCGAUGGCACGGUUCACUGCCCGUCUGGACACGACGAGAAGCCAGAACACUGUCGAAAGUUCCCCACCUUCUACGUCGCCCUCGGAGCCGGAGCUGGAUUUGUCGUUGUCUGCGUGAGUCUCGCGGCUGUCUUGGUAUGGUGCCAUAAGAAAGACAAGACAAAGGAACCGAGACCGGCGCCCACGGACGACCUUCAGUUGGAGAGUCCAAACAGCUGA
Ixodes scapularis (black-legged tick) is the source of this 3162-nucleotide messenger RNA. RefSeq lists its product as uncharacterized. NCBI's taxonomy places the organism in Eukaryota, Metazoa, Arthropoda, Arachnida, Ixodida, Ixodidae. The coding region runs from base 1 to 3162 and encodes 1053 amino acids. Gene Ontology annotation, cellular component: plasma membrane. Gene Ontology annotation, molecular function: protein binding. The record is from RefSeq and is a predicted model, not a curated record. The transcript has 6 exons.